AAGACUGUAAAUCCGCUCGAGAAAAUGGCAGAAACCGCUCCAGCCCCGGCUGCUGCCGCCCCGCCGGCCAAAGCGCCAAAGAAGAAGUCCGCUGCCAAAGCCAAGAAAGCAGGUCCAGGCGUCGGUGACCUGAUCAUCAAAGCCGUGUCCGCGUCUAAGGAGAGGAGCGGCGUGUCCCUCGCCGCCCUGAAGAAAGCUCUCGCCGCCGGCGGCUACGACGUGGAGAAGAACAACUCCCGCGUCAAGCUCGCCAUCAAGAGCCUGGUGACUAAAGGAGCCCUGGUGCAGGUCAAAGGAACAGGCGCCUCCGGCUCCUUCAAGGUCAGCAAGAAGCAAACCGAGCCAAGAAAAAAACCGACGAAGAAAGCGGCUCCUAAAGCGAAGAAGCCCGCGGCCAAGAAACCCGCUGCUGCCAAGAAGCCCAAGAGCGCAGCGGCAAAGAAGCCCGCCGCUAAGAAAUCUCCCAAGAAGGCCAAGAAACCUGCCGCUGCAGCCGCUAAGAAGGCGACAAAGAGCCCCAAGAAAGGCAAAGAAGACGGCAGCCCCAAGAAAGCAGCCAAGAGCCCCAAAAAAGCCAAGACUGCCAAACCCAAGGCAGCAAAGCCUAAAGCUGCAAAGCCCAAAAAGGCAGCUCCCAAGAAGAAAUAAAUAUCUACUGUUUUAUUCCCCAAAGGCUCUUUUCAGAGCCACCCACUUAACUCUAAAGAAAGAGCAAAAGAAAGCCCUGCAGUUUGACUAUUGUGGAAGUAAAUUUCUGUAUGAGUGCAUUUGAGUUUACCUCGACUCGCAAUGUUAUACAU
Molecule: messenger RNA, 800 nt
Organism: Cyprinus carpio (common carp)
Lineage: Eukaryota; Metazoa; Chordata; Actinopteri; Cypriniformes; Cyprinidae
Product: histone H1-like
Exons: 1
Coding region: 25-648 (207 amino acids)
Biological process (GO): nucleosome assembly
Cellular component (GO): nucleosome
Molecular function (GO): DNA binding; structural constituent of chromatin
Source: RefSeq, a predicted model, not a curated record